UAAUUAACAUAUGUAUAAUAUAUACACCAACUUCACAUGUGCACGUAUUUCCGGUUUGGACCGUACCACGCGGCAUGACAUACCUGGUCCGGAACAGAGAGCAUUAUCGUCUCCUGUCCUGAGGAAUUUUCGUCAGAAGAUGAAAACUGGAAAGUUCUUCCUCUUCCUCCUGAGCCUGAGCUCGUUGGAAGCUGCCGCAGUCAAGUCAACCAUAAAAUGAGCCAUCCCGAGUAGUAAAAAUUGAGAAAGCAUGGCCUGCCAACGCUGUCGACAACGAGCGGUUUGAUUUCACAUUUUGACCCGACAAUAGUGCCGUUCCUCCGUUGUUUCUACGCUUGGACUUUUUUCCCAAGCUCCAUGCAUCAUCCAUCUAUGGGGAGGAGAGGAGCCUCACUUCUAGUCUAGUACAACUUGCUUCUGCUUCUGCCUCUCCCGGUCCAGGUCUCGCUCUCCUCCGCUGUUCUGUUCUACCACUACCACUACCAGCCCGGGCGGUCCAAUCCAAUUCCCCCCGCUCCCACCUAGUCCUUCCUCCUCGUGCCAAUACCAGAUCCACGCGCUCCAUUGCGAAAUAACCUUACCAAUCGCAGAGGACAAGAGAAGACGCCAUGCCACAUGUGAGAGCGGGGAGCUUAGGUUUGAUCUGCUAGCCAGCUGCCUCUGCGUCUGCCAUCGGCCAUCGCCCAUCGCCAUCGGAGAAAAAUAAAGGGUUGAAGGGACCAGAGGAGGCGGCCGCCCCCGAACCGCCGGGAAGGCAAAAAGAUGCGCCCUUUGCGGCGAAGCUCCGGGGGCCUUGCGGCCCUCGGCUGCUGCCUCUUCCUCCUCCCGCUGCUGUCCCGCGGCGCGGACAUGCCGCUGGGGUCGACCCUCUCGCCGGGCAACUCGGCGACGUGGACGUCGCCCAACAGCACCUUCUCGCUCGGCUUCACGGCGUCCGCGUCCUCCCCGUCGCUCUUCGUCGCCGCCAUCACCUACGCCGGCGGCGUGCCCGUCUGGUCCGCGGGCAACGGCGCCGCCGUUGACUCGGGGAGCUCGUUCCGCCUCUCGUCCAACGGCGACCUCCAGCUCGUCAACGGAUCCGGGGCCGUGCUCUGGUCCUCCAACACGGGGGGCCAGAACGUGUCCGCCGCGGCCGUCCAGGAGACCGGCAACCUCGUGCUCAAGGACAAGACCGGCGCCGCGCUGUGGCAGUCGUUCGACCACCCCACGGACACGGUGGUCAUGUCGCAGAACUUCACCUCGGGCAUGAACCUCACCUCCGGGUCCUACGCCUUCUCCGUCGACAGGGCCACGGGCAACCUCACGCUCCGCUGGACCGGCGCCGGCUCCACCGUCACCUACUUCAACAGGGGCUACAACACCUCCUUCACGGGGAACAAGACGCUCACCGCGCCCACGCUCACGAUGCAGACCAACGGCAUCGUCUCCCUCACCGACGGCACCCUCACCUCCCCCGCCGUCGUCGCCUACAGCAGCAACUACGGCGAGAGCGGGGACAUGAUGCGCUUCGUGCGCCUCGACGCGGACGGCAACUUCCGCGCCUACAGCGCCGCCCGGGGCAGCAACGCCGCCACGGAGGAGUGGUCGGCCGUGGCGGACCAGUGCCAGGUGUUCGGCUACUGCGGCAGCAUGGGCGUGUGCAGCUACAACGGCACGUCGCCGGUCUGCGGCUGCCCGUCGCUCAACUUCCAGCUCUCCGACCCUUCCAAGCCGCGCGCCGGCUGCACGCGCAAGCUCGAGCUCGCCAGCUGCCCCGGCAACUCCACCAUGCUCGAGCUCGACAACACGCAGUUCCUCACCUACCCGCCGGAGAUCACCACGGAGCAGUUCUUCGUCGGCAUCACCGCCUGCCGCCUCAACUGCCUCUCCGGCGGCUCCUGCGUCGCGUCCACAGCGCUCUCCGACGGCUCGGGCCUCUGCUUCCUCAAGGUGUCCAGCUUCGUCAGCGGCUACCAGUCGGCCGCGCUGCCCAGCACGUCUUUCGUCAAGGUCUGCUCCCCGCCGCUGCCCAACCCGGCCCCGGGCAGCGCGGCGGCGCCCUCGGCCGGCGGCUCCGGCUUCCGCGCCUGGGUCGUGGCGGUCGUGGUCCUGGGUGUGGUGUCCGCGCUGGUGCUCUGCGAGUGGGCGCUCUGGUGGUUCCUGUGCCGGCACAGCCCCAAGUACGGCCCGGCGUCGGCGCAGUACGCGCUGCUGGAGUACGCGUCGGGCGCGCCCGUGCAGUUCUCGUACCGCGAGCUGCAGCGCUCCACCAAGGGGUUCAAGGAGAAGCUGGGCGCCGGCGGGUUCGGCGCGGUGUACCGCGGCGUGCUGGCGAACCGGACGGUGGUGGCGGUGAAGCAGCUGGAAGGGAUCGAGCAGGGGGAGAAGCAGUUCCGGAUGGAGGUGGCCACCAUCAGCAGCACCCACCACCUCAACCUGGUCCGCCUCAUCGGCUUCUGCUCCGAGGGCCGGCACCGGCUGCUGGUGUACGAGUUCAUGAAGAACGGAUCGCUGGACGCGUUCCUGUUCGGCGACGCGCCGCCGGGCGGGAAGAUGCCGUGGCCGACGCGGUUCGCCGUGGCCGUGGGCACGGCGCGCGGCAUCACGUACCUGCACGAGGAGUGCCGCGACUGCAUCGUGCACUGCGACAUCAAGCCCGAGAACAUCCUCCUGGACGAGCACUUCAACGCCAAGGUCUCCGACUUCGGGCUGGCCAAGCUGGUCAACCCCAAGGACCACCGCCACCGGACGCUCACCAGCGUGCGCGGCACCAGGGGCUACCUGGCGCCGGAGUGGCUCGCCAACCUGCCCAUAACGGCCAAGUCCGACGUGUACAGCUACGGGAUGGUGCUGCUGGAGACCGUCAGCGGGCGACGCAACUUCGACGUGUCGGAGGAGACGCGCGGGAAGAAGUUCUCGGUGUGGGCGUACGAGGAGUACGAGAGGGGCAACCUCGCCGGCAUCAUCGACAGGAGGCUCCCCGCAGAGGACCUCGACAUGGCGCAGGUGGAGCGCGCGCUGCAGGUGAGCUUCUGGUGCAUCCAGGAGCAGCCGGGGCAGCGCCCGUCCAUGGGGAAGGUGGUGCAGAUGCUGGAUGGGGUUAUGGAGCUCGAGAGGCCUCCGCCCCCGAAGUCGUCGGACAGCUUUUUUAGCACCACCACGGCCAGCGGCGGCAACUCCAGCAUGGUCUCGACAGUCGCCUCGUCGGCGGCGCCCCCGGUCGCGCCCUCGACGUCGCCGAACCUAGAGCAGGAGAUGGCGUUGGGACGCUCCGAGUCGGCUAGGAACCGUGACCGGGUGACGCGGCAGCUGCUGUCGCCGCAGCCGUACAUGACGAUGUAAAAUGUGCGUCUGCGUCAUCGUCAUCCUCAUCCAUCCAUGGCAGAGAUCAUCAUCUGGAUACACGCACUCAGGCAGAAUGCCUGCUUCUGUCGUCCAUUCCAGGUUUACUACAGAUUGUAGAGCGAUUACGGUAGGGCUACGCUGAAUUUGCUCCUAACAUUCUGGUUGGCAAUAUGUAAUUGUAAGCAUCAAAAUUGGACCGAGUUUGGUAUUGGGCAUUGCAAUCUGUACAAAAUCACCGAAACGAGACGACAAACUGUAGCAUGGAUUUGCAGGCUAGUGGUUUGUUUGUUUUGUUCCCCCGGCAGCUCACACAGGCGAUAUGUAAUUGCAUCAUAAUUUCAUAAUACUGAGCUACCGCAUACUGUUGGAGGUCUCA
Molecule: messenger RNA, 3700 nt
Organism: Zea mays
Lineage: Eukaryota; Viridiplantae; Streptophyta; Magnoliopsida; Poales; Poaceae
Product: G-type lectin S-receptor-like serine/threonine-protein kinase At1g34300
Exons: 1
Coding region: 763-3321 (852 amino acids)
Biological process (GO): recognition of pollen; protein phosphorylation
Molecular function (GO): ATP binding; protein serine/threonine kinase activity
Source: RefSeq, a predicted model, not a curated record